GAGAAAAAAAAGAAGGAAAAAAGGAAAAAAGAGCGAGAGAGAGUGAAAGAGUUUACUCUGCUGGACUCCGGGAGGCUGAAGCUCAUCCUCACCACGCUCUACAGCGGGGAACAAACCCGCAGCACGACAUCAAACUGUUCAGAGCCGAAACUUUUCCAGCUUCAGAAGAAACGUCAGUGCUGAAGUUGGAGGUAACAAGGUGGUUAACACGCUCUGCUGUGCUCCCUUUUGAGCCGCCCCUCCUCCCUCCCCAUCCUUUACUCUGCCUCUUCCAACAUGUCCUCUCAAGACACUGCCAUCAAGGGGUCUCGACCUGUGACCCCUCCACUGCCUUCUCCAAGAUCCCCACGGUCUCCAGAAUCUCUGCACCUCCCGGCCUGCAGACACAGAGAUCGCUCGCCUUCCCCUAUGAGAGGCUACCUCAUCCCCAGCCCUCUGCCCACACGCAGAAACAGGACCUGCUCAGCGACGGCUCGUGCAUCGGAGGGACCCGUGUUUACUGGCAUGUGUAAAUAUUUCUCGCGCUCCAAAGGCCAUGGAUUUAUCACGCCAUCGGACGGGGGCGCUGACAUCUUUGUCCAUAUCUCAGACAUCGAGGGCGAGUAUGUGCCGGUGGAAGGCGAUGAAGUGAGCUACAAGGUUUGCUGCAUCCCUCCUAAACUCGAGAAGAUCCAGGCAGUGGAGGUGACCAUCACCCAUCUCAAACCUGGGACCAAACACGAAACCUGGUCGGGGCGCACCGUCGACAGCUGAACACCUGAGCCGCGCUGGUGGGAGGGAAGAGGAGUGGGUGGAGUCAGCAUGAUUGGGGGGGCGGGG
Molecule: messenger RNA, 819 nt
Organism: Maylandia zebra (zebra mbuna)
Lineage: Eukaryota; Metazoa; Chordata; Actinopteri; Cichliformes; Cichlidae
Gene: carhsp1
Product: calcium regulated heat stable protein 1
Biological process (GO): regulation of mRNA stability
Cellular component (GO): cytoplasm
Molecular function (GO): mRNA 3'-UTR binding
Source: RefSeq, a predicted model, not a curated record